AUGAGAACUAGUACGAGGUUUGUUUAUGUCCCCAUGAUUCUGAUUUUAGGGUUUGUUAUGUUUUCAAUCCAUGCAGAUUCAUAUAAAACAAAUCAAGCUCGUCGUGUUUUGAACUUAGUGGUACUUCCUCAAGUCCCCGUUCCACCGUCUUCCCCCGGUCACGGUGGAAAUAAACCGGUUGCGCCGCCGUCCCAUGUAGGCCAAUCUGGUCGAGCCUUGAACUUUGGUGUACUUCCUCAGGUACUUGUACCACCAUCUUCACCCGGUCAUGGUGGAAAUAAACCGUUUGCGCCGCCAUCACAUGUAAGCCAAUCCGGUCGAGCCUUGAACUUUGGUGUACUUCCUCAGGCGCCUGUACCACCUUCUUCACCCGGUCACGGUGGAAAUAAACCGGUUGCGCCGCCGUCCCAUGUAGGCCAAUCUGGUCGAGCCUUGAACUUUGGUGUACUUCCUCAGGUACCUGUACCACCAUCUUCACCCGGUCAUGGUGGAAAUAAACCGGUUGCGCCGCCAUCCCAUGUAAGCCAAUCCGGUCGUGCCUUGAACUUUGGUGUACUUCCUCAGGCGCCUGUACCACCAUCUUCACCCGGUCACGGUGGAAAUAAACCGGUUGCGCCGCCAUCCCAUGUAAGCCAAUCCGGUCGUGCCUUGAACUUUGGUGUACUUCCUCAGGCGCCUGUACCACCUUCUUCACCCGGUCACGGUGGAAAUAAACCGGUUGCGCCGCCGUCCCAUGUAGGCCAAUCUGGUCGAGCCUUGAACUUUGGUGUACUUCCUCAGGUACCUGUACCACCAUCUUCACCCGGUCAUGGUGGAAAUAAACCGUUUGCGCCGCCAUCCCAUGUAAGCCAAUCCGGUCGUGCCUUGAACUUUGGUGUACUUCCUCAGGCGCCUGUACCACCUUCUUCACCCGGUCACGGUGGAAAUAAACCGGUUGCGCCGCCGUCCCACGUAGGCCAAUCUGGUCGAACCUUGAACUUUGGUGUACUUCCUCAGGUACCUGUACCACCAUCUUCACCCGGUCAUGGUGGAAAUAAACCAGUUGCGCCGCCAUCCCAUGUAAGCCAAUCCGGUCGUGCCUUGAACUUUGGUGUACUUCCUCAGGCACCUGUACCACCUUCUUCACCCGGUCACGGUGGAAAUAAACCGGUUGCGCCGCCGUCCCAUGUAGGCCAAUCUGGUCGAGCCUUGAACUUUGGUGUACUUCCUCAGGUACCUGUACCACCUUCUUCACCCGGUCAUGGUGGAAAUAAACCGAUUGCGCCGCCAUCCCAUGUAAGCCAAUCCGGUCGUGCCUUGAACUUUGGUGUACUUCCUCAGGCACCUGUACCACCAUCUUCACCUGGUCACGGUGGAAAUAAACCGUCUCCGUCCUAUGUCAGUCAAGCCGUUCGUGCUUUGAACUUUGGUGUACUUCCUCAGGCACCCGUGCCACCGUCUUCGCCCGGUCACGGUGGAAAUAAACCGGUUGCGCCUCCAUCCCAUGUCAGUCAAGCCGGUCUUGCUUUGAACUUUGGGGUACUUCCCAAGGCAUCUGUACCACCAUCUUCGCCCGGUCACGGCGGAAAUAAACCGGUUCCGGUUGCGCCUCUGCCGUGA
This is a messenger RNA of Hibiscus syriacus, 1599 nucleotides long. RefSeq names its product basic salivary proline-rich protein 1-like. The record is from RefSeq and is a predicted model, not a curated record. Bases 1 to 1599 code for a protein of 532 amino acids. The transcript has a single exon. Lineage: Eukaryota; Viridiplantae; Streptophyta; Magnoliopsida; Malvales; Malvaceae.